Molecule: messenger RNA, 1395 nt
Organism: Aureobasidium melanogenum CBS 110374
Lineage: Eukaryota; Fungi; Ascomycota; Dothideomycetes; Dothideales; Saccotheciaceae
Product: FAD/NAD(P)-binding domain-containing protein
Exons: 1
Coding region: 1-1395 (464 amino acids)
Molecular function (GO): monooxygenase activity; FAD binding
Source: RefSeq, a predicted model, not a curated record
AUGCCUCUCCUCGAAGACAAACAACCCAAAAUCAUCAUCGCCGGAGCUGGAAUUGGCGGUCUCACCACCGCACUAUCCUUACACGCAGCAGGCUUCACAGAUAUCCACAUCUUCGAGGCUGCUUCAAACCUCACAACCCUAGGUGUGGGCAUCAAUGUUCAACCCUCAGCCGUCUUGAUCCUGAGGAACCUUGGUCUUUUACCUGCACUGAAAUCAACAGCCAUUGAAACCAAGGAACUGAACUUUUACAACCGCCAUGGAGAUUCCAUUUUGAGCGAACCCAGAGGCGAGAGUGCUGGUUACUCUGUACCUCAAUUCAGUAUCCAUCGUGGUGAAUUCCAGAUUUUGUUGUUGGAUGCUGUUAAAGAACGUGUUGGCGCUCAUCGCGUGCACCUAAGUCAUGCCUUAGCAAGUUUCGAGCAGGACGAGAGUCUGCAAGGAGAUAGUCCCUCUGGAACAAUCACAGCACGCUUUGUACGCAAGGGCGACUUGGCUCUGCAACCAGAGAUUCCAGAAAUGACGGGCGAUGUUUUGAUUGCAGCUGAUGGCAUCAACAGCGUGGCUCGCAAACUGCUAUACCCUGAUGAAGGUCCACCUCGUUUUUCUGGUCGUAUCCUCUGGCGUGGGUGUCACGAACAAGACCCUUACUUGACUGGAGCAUCAAUGGUUUGGGCAGGUCAUGCGGAUCAGAAAUUCAUCGCGUACCCUAUCUCAGGUACUUCGAUGCGCAAAGGCAAGAGUUUGGUGAACUGGAUCGCCGAGUUGCGUGUUCGUGACAAGGAUGAUCCGGAUCUUACUCCUCCUCCGGUAGACUGGACAAACACAGUGCCUAAGUCGAAGUUCGAAGGACCGUUCCAGGAGUGGCGUUGCGGUGGUUUGAGCAUGAAACAACUCAUCGACGACACAGAGAAGGUCUACGAGUUCCCCAUGAGCGACCGUGAUCCUGUGGACCGCUGGAGCUUUGGCAGACUGACGCUCUUGGGUGAUGCCGCACAUGCCAUGUACCCGAUUGGAAGCAACGGCGCGUCACAAGCCAUCAUUGACGCCGAAGCGCUCACCAACUGCCUGACCAACAACCCCCGAAACAUAUCUCUGGCUCUCGAACAAUACCAAGCUAUCCGUCUGCCACCAACCGCCAAGAUCGUCAUGGCGAACAGAGCCAACGGCCCCGAUCAUGUUCUCCAGCUCGCUCACGAACGUGCUCCUGAUGGGUUCAAGGAUAUCUAUGAUGUGAUUCCCAAAGAGGAGUUGGAAGGUGUGGGCAAGCAAUACAAGUUGAUUGCUGGCUUUGAGAUGGAUGCUGUGAACAGAAAGGCGCAAGAGACGGAAGGAGUGGCCGAGAAGGCAGGGCUGAAGAGUCCCGUCAAGUGGACUGUGACUGGCAAGAGCGGAUGA